AUGGCGUCCGUUCAGCCCACCCCAGAAAUGGGCGGGCCACGCCAGCUGCCUGGUAACCUUACGCGUGAGCACAUCAGCCAAGUUCUUAAGAGGUAUCAAGAGAUGAGGCAACAAGGUGUACCCGAAAACAACCCCGAACUCCUCAAGGCGCGCAACCUUCUCGCCAUGGUUCAGAAGCAGAACCAAUAUCAGCAACAUCAGCGUGCAGCAAGCCAGCAACAAAUGCUACUCCAGCGCCAGCAAAGCCUUUCUGACCAGGCUGGCGCCGCUGCAGGCUUGUCAAAUGGGGCGAAACCCACUGGCAUGGCAGAUGGAAAGGUCCCUACAGGCGCGUUGACUCCCGGCAUGUCUUCUUCUAACAUGCAAAUAUCGACAGCAGGCGGUCAAGCAGCCUCUGUUGACAGCCAAACCCCAACUUCAGCGACCAGUGGUUCGACAGCCCUUUCAAAGGAGCAGCUUCUCAUGCUACGCACUCAAAUCACUGCUUUCAAGAAUCUCUCCAAAGGAAUACCAUUGCCUCCCACUAUGCAGCAACAAAUCUUCGGUCAUCAUCAGAUGAAGAAAUCUCAGCAUGUUGCAGAGGCAGUGGCUGCAGCCUCCCAAGUCCUGGAUAAUGCUACACGCGCUCCGAGCGCCAGUGGCGGUGCAGUCCAAAACACUCGAACCCUGCCACGCCUCCCAGAUACCUUUAUUGAACCGUGGAGUAGUGAAGCUUUCCGCGACGUCAACUACAUAUCGCAUACACAGCGUCGGAAUCGUCCGUACCUUGCGUCCAUCAUGCCACAAGGUGUUGAUAUCGAUGCGGUCCAACAGAGCAUGGAGGACUUGCGUAAAGAGCGAGAGGUACUCUUGUACAACCGUCUUACGGCGAGGAAAGCUGAAUUGGAAAAGCUCAAUGCCAACAUUGGUUCAUGGGACACCAGCAAGACCGAUUCCCCCGAGGAUGAUGGAAAGGUCAAGUUGGCACUCAUCAUUGAGCAGAAGAAGCUGAACCUGUUGGAAAAGCAGCGCAAAUUACGGAGAGAAAUCGCCCAACAAAUGAUUCAUGCUGACAAUCUCGCCAUGACCGCGAACCGAACGGUUUACCGACGUUUGAAGAAGCAGUCCAUGCGUGAAGCUCGCUUGACCGAAAAGCUCGAGAAGCAGCAGCGCGACGCCCGUGAGACCAAGGAGAAGAAGAAACACCACGAAUUCAUCGAUGCUAUUCGAAAGCAUCGCACGGAGCUCCAGGAGUCUGGCAUGGCACAGCGACAACGCCUUCAAAAACUCGGCCGUACAAUGAUCUCCACGCACCAGAACAUCGAGAAGGAAGAGCAGAAGCGUAUCGAGCGAACAGCCAAGCAGCGUCUGCAGGCUUUGAAGUCUAACGACGAAGAGACUUACCUCAAGCUCUUGGGACAAGCCAAGGACACUCGUAUUUCCCAUUUGCUGAAGCAGACCGAUGGUUUCUUGAAGCAGCUUGCGGCUUCGGUGAAGGCACAACAGCGAUCUCAAUCAGGCACAUACGCACCUGAGGACGAAGAGUCAAGCGAUGAGAGCGAGGACGAGACUGGUGACGAACAACAUGCUGGCAAGAAGAAGACAGAUUACUAUGAGAUUGCCCAUCGUGUCAAGGAAGAAGUUACCGAACAGGCGUCGAACCUGGUUGGUGGUACUCUGAAGGAAUACCAGUUGAAGGGUCUACAGUGGAUGAUCUCGCUGUACAACAACAAUCUGAACGGUAUCCUCGCUGAUGAGAUGGGUCUUGGCAAGACGAUUCAGACGAUCAGUUUGAUCACCUACCUCAUCGAGAAGAAACGCCAGCCUGGCCCUUAUCUAGUGAUCGUGCCGCUCAGUACGCUCACCAACUGGACCAACGAAUUCGAAAAGUGGGCGCCAAGCGUAACAAAGAUUGUUUACAAGGGCCCUCCAAACUCCCGCAAGCAGUUUCAACAGCAGAUUCGCUGGGGCAAUUUCCAAGUUCUGCUCACAACAUACGAGUUCAUCAUCAAGGACAGGCCGGUUCUCAGCAAGAUCAAGUGGGUACACAUGAUCGUUGACGAGGGUCAUCGCAUGAAGAAUGCAGGCUCCAAGCUUAGCAUGACGAUUACACAGUACUACACGACACGAUACCGACUCAUUCUUACCGGAACACCCCUACAGAACAACUUGACAGAGUUGUGGGCUAUGCUCAACUUCGUCCUUCCUACCAUUUUCAAGUCGGCUACCUCUUUCGACGAGUGGUUCAAUACUCCUUUUGCAAAUACUGGAGGGCAAGACAAGAUGGAGUUGACAGAAGAAGAGCAGCUUCUUGUCAUUCGUCGGUUGCACAAGGUUCUCCGGCCCUUCCUUCUCCGUCGCCUCAAGAAGGAUGUCGAGAAGGAUCUCCCAGACAAGACCGAGCGCGUCAUCAAGUGCAACUUCUCAACUCUACAGGCCAAGCUCUAUAAGCAACUCGUCACACAUAACCGUUUCAUGGUCAGCGAUGGCAAGGGCGGCAAGACGGGAAUGCGUGGUCUGAGCAACAUGCUCAUGCAGCUGCGUAAGCUCUGCAACCAUCCCUUCGUCUUUGAAGAAGUUGAAGAAGUCAUGAAUCCCACAAAGAGUACCAACGACCUGCUAUGGAGAUCUGCAGGUAAAUUCGAGCUUUUGGACAGAAUCUUACCAAAAUUCCAGGCCACUGGCCAUCGAGUUCUCAUGUUCUUCCAGAUGACUCAAAUCAUGAACAUCAUGGAGGACUACCUGCGUUUACGAGGAAUGCAAUAUCUUCGUCUUGACGGUGCAACCAAGGCAGACGAUCGAUCAGAGCUGCUGAAGCUUUUCAAUGCUCCGGAUUCGCCUUAUUUCUGCUUCUUGCUAUCAACUCGUGCUGGAGGUCUGGGACUGAACCUUCAGACUGCCGAUACCGUCAUCAUCUACGACUCCGAUUGGAAUCCUCAUCAAGAUUUGCAAGCCCAGGAUCGUGCGCAUCGUAUCGGUCAGAAGAACGAAGUCCGCAUUCUUCGUCUUAUCACCUCGAACUCCGUUGAAGAGAAGAUUCUUGAACGCGCAAAUUACAAGCUGGACAUGGAUGGCAAAGUUAUUCAAGCUGGUAAAUUCGAUAACAAAUCUACAAACGAGGAGCGUGACACAAUGUUGCGUAUCAUGUUGGAGUCUGCCGAAGCGGCCGAGAGUCUUGAGCAGGAAGAAAUGGACGAUGACGAUCUGAAUCAGAUCAUGAUGCGUCACGAGCACGAAUUGGUCACAUUCCAGGAGAUGGACCGCAAGCGCAUAGCAGAGGAUCCGUAUGGCCCUGGCAAGCCUCUUGGACGCCUUGUUGGCGAAAGCGAAUUGCCAGACAUCUACUUGAACGAAGAAGCACCCGCGGUAGAGGAGAAGGAUGAAGGACCUAUUGGACGUGGUGCUCGUGAGCGAACACGCGUCAAGUAUGACGACGGACUCACCGAGGAGCAAUGGCUUGAGGCCGUUGACAACGAUGAGGACACGAUCGAAGAUGCCAUUGCUCGCAAAGAAGCCAAGAUCGCCAAGCGUGGUAAGAACAAGUCUGGCCGAGCUGGUAUUGACGGUGGAGAUUCCCCGGCUCCCUCGCGCGAGAGUUCCGAGGAGCCUAUGCCCAAGCAGCGCGGCCGUGGGCGUAAGCCAAAGGCCGAGAAGCGCAAGGCAGAUGACGCCUCGCUGGAUGGUGAUCCCGCACCACGGAAACGCGGCCGUCCUGCACCAGCCAAGGAUACGCUCAGCCCUUCCCAGCGCGCAUCAUUGCAAAAGAUUCUUGACACUGUUCACGAUGCGUUGAUCGAUCUCGAAGAAGAAUCAACUGACCCCGACAUUCCUAAUCGAGGUAUCAUUGAUCCCUUCCUUGAUCUGCCCGACAAGUGGGACUACCCAGACUACUAUCAACUCAUCAAGAAUCCCAUUUGCAUGAAACAGAUCCAGAAGAAGAUCAACAAGAAAGAAUACCAGAAUCUUCGUCAGUUCCGUCAAGAUCUUGGUCAGCUCUGUAAUAAUUGUCGCCUUUACAAUGAGGAUACCAGCCUCUUGUUUGCCGACGCCAAUCUAAUUGAGCGGACUGCCCUGGAUAAGAUGAGAGAAGCUACAGCAGAGUUCCCAGAGUGGCAAGAUUAUGAUGAUGCUGGCAGCUUCAAUGGUGGAUUGAGCACGGCGAUGACGAGUGCGGUUGGUACUCCGAGAGUUGUCAAGCAAACAAAUUCGACUGCUCAAUUAUUUAAUGGUAGCACCACGCGCCCAGCUCCUCUAGCCACCUCGCACAGCUAG
Molecule: messenger RNA, 4251 nt
Organism: Plenodomus lingam JN3
Lineage: Eukaryota; Fungi; Ascomycota; Dothideomycetes; Pleosporales; Leptosphaeriaceae
Biological process (GO): positive regulation of transcription by RNA polymerase II
Cellular component (GO): nucleus
Molecular function (GO): ATP-dependent chromatin remodeler activity; DNA binding; ATP binding
Source: RefSeq, a predicted model, not a curated record